CAACAUACUCGGUUCUGAAUCAAGCUUUGAUGCCCCUGGGAGAUGAUUAUGUCAUGGUGAAAGGAGCGACUGGCCAAAGUGAAAAGGCAUAUUUUUGUAAACCUUUAGAAUAUAAAUUAGGAAAACAGUGGGGCAUUCAUAAAUUUUUAUAUAUGCCCAACUCCCCAAAGGCACUUUUGGGAAGGGACUUGUUGGAACAAUUGGGAGCAAAAAUUGUAUUCAAAAAGGGAGAAAUUACUCUGGAGGUAAAAGAUCAGCAAUAUAUUCAUAUAUUGAGCCUAACUUUAACCAGUCUCCCCCUAGAAGGAAGCAUUAACGAGGACAUCUUAAACCAAGUGUACCCGGGGGUAUGGGCUACCGAUGCACCUGGAAGAGUGAAAAGUGCUCCACCUGUUGAAGUUAGGAUCAAGGAAGGCCAAAAGCUGGUAAGAAUUAAACAAUAUCCCCUAAAGAAGGAAGACAGAGAAGGAAUCCGGCCGGUGAUAGAAAAAUUUUUGCAGUUGGGAUUAUUAAAAGAGUAUUUGAAGGAUGCUUUCUUUUGCCUCCCUCUCCAUGAAGCCAGCCAAAAAUUAUUUGCAUUUGAAUGGGAAAACCCCAAGAGUGGUCGAAAGACCCAGCUCACUUGGACGGUGUUGCCACAAGGAUUUAAGAAUAGUCCUACCAUUUUUGGCAAUCAGCUUGCGAAAGACUUAGAAUCCUGGGAAGCCCCGUCUGAGGAGGGGAAGCUGUUGCAGUAUGUGGAUGAUAUCCUGAUCGCCACCAAAACAGAGGAAGAUUGUAUGACAUGGACACUUCUUUUCUCAGUGGGAACACAGGAGAACCGGUACAUCAUGACUGUUUGGAAACCAUCGAAGCAACAUACGCCAGUCGCCCAGACCUGAAAGACAGCCCCAUGGAAAACGGGGAAACUUGGUUCACAGACGGAAGCAGUUAUGUCCUAAAUGGUAAUCGACAUGCGGGAUACGCCGUCACCACCAGCCAAGAGGUAAUAGAAUC
Messenger RNA from Harpia harpyja (harpy eagle), 996 nucleotides. RefSeq lists its product as uncharacterized. Bases 30 to 881 code for a protein of 283 amino acids. The record is from RefSeq and is a predicted model, not a curated record. The transcript has 3 exons. Lineage: Eukaryota; Metazoa; Chordata; Aves; Accipitriformes; Accipitridae.